Messenger RNA from Chionomys nivalis (European snow vole), 1349 nucleotides. Its product is annotated as DEP domain-containing protein 1B-like. The record is from RefSeq and is a predicted model, not a curated record. Bases 1 to 1053 code for a protein of 350 amino acids. The transcript has 3 exons. Lineage: Eukaryota; Metazoa; Chordata; Mammalia; Rodentia; Cricetidae. Gene Ontology annotation, biological process: positive regulation of Wnt signaling pathway; signal transduction.
AUGCAUGAGACUCUGGAUCCAGGCCCCAGCAACGACGACAAUGACGAUGAUGAUGCUGAACUGAUGGAGAAGCAGCGAUUUGCGAUGGGAAUGGUGCUGGAUUUGGCAAGAGAGGCCGUUAACGUGUACAGUGUCAGCAAGCAGGGCGUCGUCAUCCUGGAUGACAGGUCAAAAGAGCUUCCUUAUUGGGUCCUGUCAGCUAUGAAGUGUUUGGCAAAUUGGCCCAACUGUUCUGAUUGGAAGCAGCCUAUGUACUUGGGGUUUGAGAAAGAUGUCUUCAAGACAGUCGCGGAUUACUAUGGUCACCUGAAGGAGCCACUGCUUACGUUCCACCUGUUUGAUGCUUUCGUCAGUGUCCUAGGUUUGCUGCAGAAAGAGAAGAUGGCAAUCGAAGCUUUUCAGAUUUGUUGUCUCCUUCUGCCUCCUGAAAACAGGAGAAAGCUGCAGCUGCUGAUGAGGAGGAUGGCAAGGAUCUGCUUAAACAAAGAGAUGCCGCCACUGUGUGAUGGCUUUGGCACCCGCACGCUGAUGGUUCAGACAUUUUCUCGGUGCAUCUUGUGUUCUAAGGACGAAGUAGACUUAGAUGAGUUGCUAGCUGCUCGAUUGGUGACAUUUCUGAUGGACAAUUACCAGGAAAUUCUGAAAGUUCCUUUGGCCCUGCAGACCUCCAUAGAGGAGCGCGUGGCUCAUCUGCGAAGAGUUCAGAUAAAAUACCCAGGAGCUGAUAUGGAUAUCACGUUGUCUGCGCCUUCUUUUUGCCGUCAAAUCAGUCCAGAGGAAUUUGAAUACCAAAGGGCAUACGGCUCUCAGGAGCCUCUGGCAGCCUUGUUGGAAGAAGUCAUAGCAGAUGCCAAACUCUCCAAUAAGGAGAAGAAGAAGAAGCUGAAGCAGUUUCAGAAAUCGUACCCUGAAGUCUACCAGGAGCGAUUUCCUACACCAGAGAGUGAAGCGCUCCUCUUCCCUGAAAAGCCCAAGCCCAAACCGCAGCUGUUUAUGUGGGCGCUGAGGAAGCCUUUCCAGCCGUUUCAGAGGACGAGAAGUUUCCGGAUGUGAUGCGGCUACGGAGCUUUAAAGACCUCAGCGCUCGAGACAGUUUUCAGUCAGUCGAGGCUCAAGAAUGCUAAGUUAUAAACUACUGAAAUAGGGGGUUUCAGAGAAGCCAGACCUGACCCUUACCAUAUUGAGCCGUUGUCAGUAUUUUUAUAAAUCUCAAUGCUGUCUUUAGAGAUGUACAAAUCAGUGAACGAUUACAAGCCAAGUGUAUAGUGGUGGUGCAACAGGCUUGGGAUUGUUGCAGAGUCUAAAGGUAAAGUGUUCCCCCUCUUCUAUUUGUUGUUUUCUAUAGUGUG